UUUUUCCCCCAACAGCUCCACCAGCCUUCCUUUUCUUCCCCUCUCUCUCCGCACGCCGUCCCACUCCGCGGCCACCGGCUUCACUUCUCUCCACCAGGCCAUUCACGAUGCUCCUUCUGGCGGCGAUCUAAUCGUGCCCGCGAUCCCCACGAUGCCUCCUUUUCCCUCCCUAUCGCGGCGAUUGUAGGGGGAUCUGUUCCUUGUAUUUGGCCGUGGAUUGGGGAUCGGACUUGAGAAUUGUUGGAGUUUGUUGGCGGGUGGGGAGGGAUCUGAUCGGUUGGGUUUAGAUCGCGGGGAUGGCUUCGGCGAAGUCGUCUCGAUCUAGGGCUUCGGCCCCGUCUGGGCAGGUCGCCGCUGGAGUGCCCCAUGCGAAUGGGGGCGGCGCCGGGCAGGAGGCUGGGGUCCAGCUCGCCGACAAGCUGAAGAUCUUCAAGACCGAUAAUUUCGACCCCGAUGCCUACGUGCAGUCGAAAUGCCAGAGCAUGAACGAAAAGGAAAUAAAACAACUAUGCAAUUAUUUACAAGAUUUAAAGAGGGCUUCUGCAGAAGAAAUGCGUAAAAGUGUCUAUGCAAACUAUGCGGCAUUUAUAAGAACAUCAAAGGAAAUAUCAGAUCUGGAAGGCGAGCUUUUGUCUAUAAAGAAUCUUUUAGGAGCUCAGACAGGUUUAAUUCAUGGUUUAGCUGAAGGUGUUAACAUUGAUUCCCUGUCUGCUGGUUCUGAGAGCAUAAGAGAAAAUGACAUCUCAAAUGUGGAAGACCGAGAACCUUCAGAUCUAGAAAAAUGGGUAGAGGAGUUUCCCGAUAUGCUGGAAGUUCUGCUGGCUGAAAGGAGAGUUGAUGAAGCUUUGGAUGCUCUGGAUGAAGCAGAACAUCUAGUUAUAGAUGCAAAACAAAAGCAAACUGUGGGUACUGCUGAACUUUCAUCAUUGCAGAAUGCUAUUUCUGAACAUCGUCAGAAGUUAGCUGAUCAACUUGCUGAGGCUGCUUGUCAAUCUUCUACCCACGGUGUUGAACUUCGUGCUGCCGCUGCUGCUCUCAAAAGACUUGGCGAUGGUCCACGGGCUCACAGUUUGCUGCUUAGUGCUCAUUACCAGAGGCUUCAGUACAAUAUGCAAGUUAUUCAUCCUACUAGUACUUCAUAUGGAGGAGCAUAUACUGCUGCUCUGUCACAGCAAGUAUUUUCUGCCAUUGGUCAGGCUCUGAACGACUCUCAAUCUGUCUUUGGGGAUGAGUAUGCAUCAGAACUGGUCAUAUGGUCUACAAAGCGAGCAGAGGCCUUUUCACAUCUUGUAAAGAGGCAUGCAUUAGCUUCAUCGGCAGCAGCUGGAGGGUUACGAGCUGCUGCAGAAUGUGUGCAGAUAGCCAUUGGACAUUGUUCCAUGCUUGAAGCUCGUGGGAGAUUGUCACUUUCUUCUGUUCUUCUGAAACUAUUUAGGCCUAGUGUUGAGCAAGCAUUAAAUGCUAAUUUAAAAAGAAUUGAAGAGAGUACUGCUGCCUUAGCAGCUGCAGAUGAUUGGGUACUUACUUAUCCACCUACAGGUGCACGCACAUCAAAUAGAAUAUCUUCUACAGUUGUGGGUAUCCAACCCAAACUUUCAAGCAGUGCACAUCGCUUCUAUUCAAUGGUUCAGGAUUUCUUUGAGGAUGUAGGGCCACUUUUAAGCAUGCAACUAGGGGGUUCCACUGUGGAUGGUCUUUUAAAGGUCUUCAAUUCAUAUAUCGGUCUUCUGAUAAACGCAUUGCCAAGUUCAAUAGAGGAGGAAGCAAAUUUGGAUGGUCCAGUAAACAAACUUGUUCGAAUAGCAGAGACUGAAACACAACAAUUAGGUUUAUUAGCAAAUGCAUCUCUAUUGGCAGAGGAGUUGCUCCCUCGAGCAGCAAUGAAGCUUUCACCAAUGUAUCAGGCUGGUGGAAUGGAUGAUUCUCGUAGACGAGGCUCAGAUAGAAACACUCGUGUGCCAGAGCAAAGAGAAUGGAAAAAAAAGCUGCAGCGAUCUGUUGACAAGCUGCGAGAUAGCUUUUGCAGGCAGCAUGCACUUGAUCUUAUAUUCACAGAAGAUGGUGAUAAUAAUCUAAGUGCAGAAAUGUAUAUAAGCAUGGAUUUAAAUUCUGACGAGCUAGAGUGGGCUCCUUCUCCAAUAUUUCAGGAACUAUAUGCCAAAUUGAAUCGAAUGGCAAGCGUUGCCUCAGAUAUGUUUGUUGGUAGGGAAAGAUUUGCUACCUUGUUGAUGAUGAGACUCACAGAGACAGUCAUACUAUGGCUUUCAGAAGAUCAGAGCUUCUGGGAGGAAAUUGAAGAGGGAGACAGACCUUUGGGUCCCCUUGGCCUUCAGCAGUUUUAUCUAGAUAUGCAAUUUAUAAUUCUUUUUGGAAAAGGCCGUUUCUUGUCUCGAAAUGUGCAUCAAGUUGUUAUCGACAUCAUUGAAAGAGCUAUGGCUGCAUUUUCUGCAACUGGAAUGGAUCCAGAUAGUACUCUUCCAAACGAUGACUGGUUCUUUGAAGUUGCUCAAGAAACUAUAAGUAGGAUAAGCGGUAGAACAAGGGUUGGCAAUGGAGAGAGAGAAACAAACAGCCCAACUGCAUCCAUCUCGGCACAAUCCAUAUCGUCAUUCAGAUCUCAUGGGAGCUUGUAGCGUGCAUCUUUUCUUGCAGACAGGUUCUUGUAUAAUAAGCAGCAUUGCGCUCUGUGUGUUUGUCUUAGAUGAUUAUGGUUUAUGUCAGCAAGUCAUCUAAUUUUUGGAGUUUGCAUAUGUAUUUAUUGCUUUUUCUUAUACAGUCCAAAGUCCAGCUUGUACCAUUCUUUUCACUCAUUCAUUCAUUCAUUUUCCGUCAUGAGAGGACAAGUGGAAUGUGUUGGCUGCGCACUAUAAUGCUCCC
This is a messenger RNA of Musa acuminata subsp. malaccensis (wild Malaysian banana), 2877 nucleotides long. RefSeq names its product exocyst complex component EXO84B. Gene Ontology annotation, cellular component: exocyst. Gene Ontology annotation, biological process: exocytosis; intracellular protein localization; Golgi to plasma membrane transport. The record is from RefSeq and is a predicted model, not a curated record. NCBI's taxonomy places the organism in Eukaryota, Viridiplantae, Streptophyta, Magnoliopsida, Zingiberales, Musaceae.